This is a messenger RNA of Scylla paramamosain (green mud crab), 839 nucleotides long. RefSeq names its product ankyrin repeat domain-containing protein 49-like. The coding region runs from base 103 to 738 and encodes 211 amino acids. NCBI's taxonomy places the organism in Eukaryota, Metazoa, Arthropoda, Malacostraca, Decapoda, Portunidae. The transcript is spliced from 3 exons. Gene Ontology annotation, molecular function: protein binding. The record is from RefSeq and is a predicted model, not a curated record.
AUUUGAUCAAUCCUCUCCCCUCUCUCCCUCCUCUCCCACCUCUCCCAGGCCGUGAUGAGUGGCCGGCGUGCCUGACAGUGCCUGACAGUACCUGGGAGUGCCAUGAGCCAGCAGGAAGAGGUGGAGGAGGGCGUGUGUGAGGAGUUGGAGGAGCCUGAAGGCCCCCCCACGUGGAGCUCAGGCUGGGACGACGAGUGUACAGAUGUAGAGGCCGACCCUGACCCCCAUGCCACACCAGAGCGGGAGAUCCUGUGGGCAUGUGAGAACGGCCAGCAGAGUGUGGUGGAGAAGAUCCUGCUGCAGCACCCUCAGGCAGUGGCCGCACGGGAUUCCGACGGCUACACCCCCCUUCACCGUGCCGCCUACAGUGACCACCUGGAGAUUAUCAAGCUCCUCCUGCAAGCCGGCGCCUCCGUGUCAGCCAAGACAGUAGACGGGUGGCUGCCCCUGCACUCUGCCUGUCGCUGGAACCACCACACCUGUGCCCUGCUGCUUCUGGACGCAGGCAGUGACAUCAACGCCGUGACCAACAGUGGCCAGACCCCACUCCACCUUGCCGCUGUGAACCCCCAGGCCAGGGAGACACUGCAGCUCCUUCUUCAGAGCCGCCAGGUGAAGCCGCUCUUGGCGAACAGCAACGGGGAGACAGCCAGGGACAUUGCAGUGAGGAGCGGCCCUUUUGUGUACCUAUUCGAGGUCGCCGAGCCUGUUUUAAACGUGUGUGAGGACCCGGAGUAGUGUGGCCAGAGUGUGUGGCGGAGAGGCGGCUUGACGAGGUGCUGCACUCUCACAUACACUUCACUUCUGCGUCACUCUCCCGGUUCACUGUGGCUGUGUUU